This is a messenger RNA of Conger conger (European conger), 2005 nucleotides long. Its product is annotated as type-2 angiotensin II receptor-like. Gene Ontology annotation, cellular component: membrane. Bases 244 to 1473 code for a protein of 409 amino acids. The transcript is spliced from 2 exons. Gene Ontology annotation, molecular function: angiotensin type II receptor activity. Gene Ontology annotation, biological process: regulation of vasoconstriction; G protein-coupled receptor signaling pathway; immune response. The record is from RefSeq and is a predicted model, not a curated record. NCBI's taxonomy places the organism in Eukaryota, Metazoa, Chordata, Actinopteri, Anguilliformes, Congridae.
AAGAGAGCUGCGUCCGCUCCACAUCUUGAUUUGAUUUCUGCACGCUCCCCUGCUCGCAGUACGCCGGUGGCUCCGGACAUCGGUCCUCUCGCUCAGGGCCCGGGGGCAUGGGGACUGGGGGAAACGACGCCCUAUCGGCCUCGCUCUUGGCAGGGCUCCAGCCUGUAGAUUUACAUGGGCGAAUCCCCCACGGGCCGCUGGAUGAAUAAAAGAACAUGAAGUCGCGCUGCUGUCAGUCAGCCGAUGACAUCAGGACCGACGCUUGACAAAAAUAACAUUAAAACUCGGAGGAGGAUUUCGAUCGGAGUAUUUACUGGAAUGAGAAUGGACUUCACUACCCCUCAGCCCACAGGGGAUCAAACUGUCACCAUGGCAAUGGUGCUCUGGGGCAACCUCUCUGGAAAUGGAGAAAACGGGUCAUUGGAGGAUGGUGCAGCCAAUCAAACUUGUCCCCACUUUCCACCCUACGAGCACCAGAACAAGCUUGUUCCUGCCAUCUACAGCAUCAUCUUCAUCCUGGGCUUCGUAGGCAAUGGAUUGGUGGUGUACGUUCUGUGCCAGAAGGCAAGCCGUAGGACUGUGGCCAACACCUACAUGCUGAGCUUGGCCCUGUCCGACCUCAUCUUCCUCCUCUGCCUCCCCUUCUGGGCUGUCUUCUACUCCUUUGACUACUACUGGGUAUUUGGCUGGUUCAUGUGCAAGGUGUGUGGAGGCCUCCUCUCUCUCAACCUGUACGCCAGCAUCUUUUUCAUCACCUGUAUGAGCGUGGACCGCUACCUGGCCAUCGUCUGCCCCUUCAAGUCCCUGGGCAAGAGGAGCCUUUGCCGGGCACGGGUAAUCAGCUGCGCGGUGUGGAUGGCAGCCUGGAUUCCCACGCUGCCCACCGUGGUGUUCCGGGACACCGUGUAUCUGGAGCACAUUGACAAGAUGGUGUGUGCCAUCCUGUACCCGACACCCUCCUGGGACAUAGGACUGAGCCUGAUGAAGAACAUUCUAGGCUUCCUCUUACCCUUCUCCAUCAUCGCUAGCUGCUACUGCAGCAUUGGCAGGCACCUCCUCACCUCCCCAGAGAUGGAUAAGAACACCAACAACCUGGACCGGGUCCUGAAGGUGGUGGUGGCUGUGGUCCUGGCCUUCUUCGUCUGUUGGUUCCCCUUCCACGUCCUCACCUUCCUGGACAUCCUGGCCAGGCUCGGGGCUACCGUGCCCUGCUGGGUGCUGGGGCCCAUCGAGGCGGCUCUGCCGUACACGCUGUGCUUGGGCUUCUCCAACAGCGCCAUCAACCCCUUCCUCUACUGCUUCGUGGGCAACCACUUCCGCGAGCAACUGGUCAACCUGUGCGCGGCCCGGACAUCCAGACUACUGCAGACGAGGGACUCCAUCAGCACACGCCUCAGCUCUUUCUCCAGGAAACUUAGUGACCUGAAGGACCUGGAGCCUAUGGAGCCCUUGGGACAGCACAGUGCCCCCUAGUGGAGGGGCUGUCAUUAGCAGUAAUGGAACGUUUCCCCAUCAUAGACUUUGCAGAGUUCUCACAUCGGAUUAUUUUCAGAGGCUGCGGGUUCUGACUUAUAAAAUCAGGGUUCUUAGAGCUAGUUAUUUGAAUUGGUGCCAUCGAUGGAAUCAAAUCAGUCUUUGAGAGAGGGAUGGAGGGAGAGGGGACAGAGUGUGUGUGUGGGUGAGAGAGAGAGAGUGAGAGAGAAAGAGAUAUUUCCCUUUUUUGCCUUCUGGAUCAUACAUUGUCAUGGGUAUUUUCAGCUUCCAUAGAAAACAGCUUCACCUUUCUGAAAAAGUAAUAUUCUUGUCAUUUUUAUAUAAUUUUUAUGAACAUAAAUAUUUUAUAGCUAUAUACAUAAUAUAAAAUAUGAUUUUAUUUACAGUGCACUUUUAAAAACAGAUAUGAUUAAAGGACAGGCACCAUAAAACAUAUAUUUUUCUACUUGUAACUCCUGUGUGACUGAUAAAUUCUUGUCUUGUUUUCUUUAUUACAACACACUUCACUGCU